Globicephala melas (long-finned pilot whale) is the source of this 2603-nucleotide messenger RNA. It is a transcript of the gene EYA1, whose product is annotated as EYA transcriptional coactivator and phosphatase 1. The record is from RefSeq and is a predicted model, not a curated record. Gene Ontology annotation, biological process: cell differentiation; negative regulation of extrinsic apoptotic signaling pathway in absence of ligand; positive regulation of DNA repair. Gene Ontology annotation, cellular component: nucleus. Lineage: Eukaryota; Metazoa; Chordata; Mammalia; Artiodactyla; Delphinidae. Gene Ontology annotation, molecular function: protein tyrosine phosphatase activity.
UGUGGCGGUUUUCUCGCCGGGGCCAGCGUGUGCGCUCAGUCGCUCGGCAGCCCGAGCCUGCAGCGGCGCCCAGGCGGCGGUCCUCGCGGCCCCGCUUCCCCCCGCGGACGCGCUCCGCUUCCCGAAGCGCCGGGCUCCGACGAGAGCCCCUAAGAGCCCUCCCGCGUCCUUAUCCAGGAGCAAAACUAUGUCAGGAAUGGAGGUUUGCUAAACCAGAAAAUUCGAAGGAGCCCAGGAAACUGGUGGAUGCAGCAGAUGUAAGCGCUGUGCAAACAUCUCAAACCAGUUCAGAUGUUGCUGUUUCCUCAAGUUGCAGGUCUAUGGAAAUGCAGGAUCUAACCAGCCCGCAUAGCCGUCUGAGUGGUAGUAGUGAAUCCCCCAAACUCGAUAACUCUCAUAUAAAUAGUAAUUCCAUGACUCCCAAUGGCACCGAAGUUAAAACAGAGCCAAUGAGCAGCAGUGAAAUAGUUUCAACAACAGCAGACGGGUCUUUAGACAAUUUCUCAGGUUCAGCCAUUGGGAGCAGUAGCUUCAGCCCAAGACCAUCUCACCAAUUCUCCCCACCACAGAUUUAUCCUUCCAACAGACCAUACCCACAUAUUCUCCCUACCCCUUCCUCACAAACUAUGGCUGCAUAUGGGCAAACACAGUUUACCACAGGAAUGCAACAAGCUACAGCCUAUGCCACGUACCCACAGCCGGGACAGCCCUAUGGAAUUUCCUCCUAUGGUGCAUUGUGGGCAGGCAUCAAGACUGAAGGUGGAUUGUCACAGUCUCAGUCACCUGGACAGACAGGAUUUCUCAGCUAUGGUACAAGCUUUGGGACCCCUCAACCUGGACAGGCACCGUACAGCUACCAGAUGCAAGGUAGCAGUUUUACAACAUCAUCAGGAUUAUAUACAGGAAAUAAUUCACUCACGAAUUCCUCUGGAUUUAACAGUUCACAGCAGGACUAUCCAUCGUAUCCCAGCUUUGGCCAGGGUCAGUAUGCACAGUAUUACAACAGCUCGCCGUACCCGGCACAUUACAUGACAAGUAGCAACAGCAGCCCAACGACGCCGUCCACGAAUGCCACUUACCAGCUUCAGGAACCGCCAUCUGGCAUCACCAGCCAAGCAGUGACAGAUCCCACAGCAGAGUACAGUACAAUCCACAGCCCGUCAACACCCAUUAAAGAUUCAGAUUCUGAUCGAUUGCGUCGAGGUUCAGAUGGGAAGUCACGUGGACGGGGCCGAAGAAACAAUAAUCCUUCUCCUCCGCCAGAUUCUGAUCUUGAGAGGGUGUUCAUCUGGGACUUGGACGAGACAAUCAUCGUUUUCCACUCCUUGCUCACUGGGUCCUACGCCAACAGAUACGGGAGGGAUCCACCUACUUCAGUUUCCCUUGGACUACGCAUGGAAGAAAUGAUUUUCAACUUGGCAGACACACAUCUAUUUUUUAACGACUUAGAGGAAUGUGACCAAGUUCAUAUAGAUGAUGUCUCUUCGGAUGACAAUGGACAAGACCUAAGCACAUAUAACUUUGGAACAGAUGGCUUUCCUGCUGCGGCAACCAGCGCUAAUUUAUGCUUGGCAACCGGUGUGCGUGGCGGCGUAGACUGGAUGAGAAAGUUGGCCUUCCGUUACAGACGAGUAAAAGAGAUCUACAAUACCUACAAAAAUAAUGUUGGAGGUCUGCUUGGUCCAGCUAAGAGGGAAGCCUGGUUGCAGCUGCGGGCCGAGAUUGAAGCCCUGACAGACUCCUGGUUGACACUGGCCCUGAAAGCUCUCACACUCAUUCACUCCCGGACGAACUGUGUUAAUAUUUUAGUAACAACUACUCAGCUUAUCCCAGCAUUGGCGAAAGUCCUGCUGUAUGGAUUAGGAAUUGUAUUUCCCAUAGAAAAUAUUUACAGUGCAACUAAAAUUGGAAAGGAAAGCUGUUUUGAGAGGAUAAUUCAGAGGUUUGGAAGAAAAGUGGUGUAUGUUGUCAUAGGAGACGGUGUGGAAGAGGAACAAGGGGCGAAAAAGCACGCCAUGCCCUUCUGGAGGGUCUCCAGUCACUCGGACCUCAUGGCCCUACAUCAUGCCUUGGAACUGGAGUACCUGUAACGGCCCCCUAGCACUUUGAAACCACACAACCGCCCUGUGACCAGGGACACAUCCAGCAGGCUGAGUCCCGAGUCGGCGCCGGACUCCAAACUAGCGAUUUCAACAUUUUGAUGCCCAGCUGCUGUGGGUCCUCGCCUCUGCCCUUGUGGUAAAUGAAGGACCACAUCCCUUUCUUCAGAACAGCUGUUGACUCUAGUACUGUGAAUCCAAUGCAAAUAAGCCAUGAGAAUGUUCUAGCACAGUGCAACGUGUCUUGGCCACAUUAACUACAUGGUUCGAACCUGUGAAGAAAGGACCCGCAGACGCUUUACGUUUUUAGCAUCUUCAGUGUGACCUAAACAGCUUCUCCAAUACAGCAAACUUGAUUGCACAACAAAGACUGAAAUGGGUUUCCUGAUUACCAGUGGGGGGGAUUUUCUUGUAAAGGUUUACUUUUUUGGUGUCUCAUACCCAGGGUCAUCUGUACAUCUCUACUUAUUUAUGAACAGCCUUCUUAAAAAAAAAAAAAAACCA